CAAAGUCAAGCAUGUACUAAAAGGAGUGACCUGCAGAGCCAUGCCUUGGGAGAUUCUUGCCAUUGUUGGCCCAAGUGGUGCAGGGAAGUCUUCUUUGCUUGAAAUUCUAGCUGCUAGACUCAUCCCUCAAACCGGGUCGGUUUUGGUCAACAAGAGACCGGUGGAUAGAGCCAACUUCAAGAAAAUUUCUGGUUAUGUCACCCAAAAGGACACUCUGUUUCCUUUGCUUACGGUUGAGGAAACCCUUCUGUUCAGUGCUAAGCUGCGUUUAAAGCUCCCAGCUGACGAGCUGAGAUCACGGGUUAAGUCGUUGGUCCAUGAGCUUGGGCUUGAAGCUGUUGCAACAGCUCGUGUUGGCGAUGAUACCGUCAGAGGGAUAUCGGGUGGAGAGAGACGCCGUGUCUCCAUAGGAGUUGAAGUUAUUCACGACCCCAAAGUUUUGAUCCUUGAUGAGCCGACCUCUGGUCUUGAUAGUACUUCG
Messenger RNA from Camelina sativa (false flax), 481 nucleotides. The record is from RefSeq and is a predicted model, not a curated record. NCBI's taxonomy places the organism in Eukaryota, Viridiplantae, Streptophyta, Magnoliopsida, Brassicales, Brassicaceae.